AUGUACCAAAAUCCACGAUUCAAUGUGUUAUCUGCGGUGCAAUUUAGAAAUCUUGCGGCUAGGCACUUUGCUAAGGCAACCAACAAGCCCAUUAUCGAUUUGACAGACCCAAAUGCCAAGGAAUUGACAAAAGAAGAAUUUCUUGCGUUGUCAAAUGUGGAAUUGGACGUACAAAAACUGAAGCCACAUCAAUACAAACAACAUGUAACUAAACCCAAUGAAUCUGACCGUGAUAAUCGGAACAAAAAUAAAUACGUUCCUCAUUCUGAACUUAUAAAGUUCAAAGGGCAUAUUGUUAAAGAUUUGGUGGUGGAAACUGGGCAAAAAUUGAUGUAUCAGGAUAGGGGUGUCUAUAAGAUGAACAGACAGGAAUACUAUAGGCAUUUUUUCAAUAAGAAUAGCAAGGAUAAAAAUUCUUUGGACAAACAACAAGAAAAGUACUAUAAAUUACUAAAGAAUCCACCCAAAAUCAAAGAAAAAAGAAUUAGACCUUCAAAAUACUGGUACAAAAACGAUUAUACACCCCCCACCAAUGAUGAAAUAUCAAAACUUACAGCUAAUGAACUAAAGUUUACAUUUAUGAAUCAGUCACGACACUGUCGCUCAGCUGGAGUAAUCGACAAUAACACCUGGAAUUUGCUGCUAGAACGCGUAUUAAAACUCUCCAACAAAAUUAAAUUAAGGAAAUUAAUGAGAUAUUUCCAGGCCAUUGGAAAUGUUCAACUAGAUGUGAACUGGCGUGUUAAACAGUUGAUAGAUAUAAUUUAUAAAAGAAGGGUUGAAAUGAAACCCAAACAUUAUGUCUAUUUGUUUCAAGCGCUUAGUAGACUUAGGUAUCAGGGGCUAAAUUUACUAGACGAUCUACAUGAAAUGAUGCUUUGUUGGUCAAUUCUCCGCAACAAUUUCCUUAUUAAGGCGGCAAACAGUUUGUCUAAAUUGGGCGUUGGAAAUGAACUAUUGGCACAACCACUACAAAAGGUGAUAAGUCACAGAAUUGUUAGCUUCACAGGCAGUGACUGCAUAAAAGUAAAAUACAUUACAUGCUUGGAAAUGUUUACGGAUGACAUGUUGGUGGCAUUUCUACACAAAUGCGAUUACAAUCGCACGCUAUUUUGCCACUACACAAGGCACUUGGAAAUAGUUGAACUGUAUUUAAGAUUAAUGAAACCAAACGUCUAUGAACGGUUAUCUGAAGCAACAAGAGAAUUUCUAAAAUCAUCACGUGAACAUUCUACUAUGAAAGAUCAAAUAGGAAAGGCCAGCUUUGACAGCGAUGUCACUAAUAAUCAAGACAUGGAAGGUUAUAGCCUUAAUGAUAUUGAUAAUGUCACAAACGAGGCAGAAUCCGCGCCAUUAGAUUCCGAAAACCCCCGCUCAGCUGAUUUUGGACGAUCAUAUCAUGAGGAUUUUGUAAAAGAUGUAGCUAGGAUUUUAACCCUUCUAAAUAUAGAAGCUGUUAAAGGGGUAAUAGCCGGGCCCUUUACUCUUGAUUUAUAUAGUUCAGAACGUAAUCUGGUAAUUGAAUGCUGUCCCCCAUACCAAUUCUAUACCCAAACGGGCAGCUAUACCACUUGCGCAUCAUGGAGGCACAAAUUAAUUCGCGCCAUGGGAUUUCAUUUAGUAUUAGUACCGUAUAAGAAAUGGUAUUCAUUGCCCAGUGACAAUGAUAAGGGUGCCUUUCUUACCACAAUAUUGCCCAACCACAUCGCAUAG
Messenger RNA from Babesia microti strain RI, 1713 nucleotides. RefSeq names its product RAP protein, putative. The coding region runs from base 1 to 1713 and encodes 570 amino acids. NCBI's taxonomy places the organism in Eukaryota, Apicomplexa, Aconoidasida, Piroplasmida, Babesiidae. The record is from RefSeq and is a predicted model, not a curated record. The transcript has 7 exons.